AUGUCGAAGCUCUGGGAGGUGGAUCCUGAGACGAGGAGUAAAAAAACGAACGGGAACGACCGGUGUUGCGACUGUGGUGCUCCCUCGCCGCAAUGGGCUUCUCCCAAAUUCGGCACUUUCAUCUGCCUCAACUGCGCGGGAAUACACAGGGGACUGGGUGUUCAUAUAUCCUUCGUGCGGAGCAUAACUAUGGACGCGUUUAAGAUGGCCGAAAUACAGCGAAUGGAGCAUGGAGGGAAUGAACCUUGGAAAUCAUUUUUCAGCAAUCACUCUACAACGAUGGCGGAGGGCACGACCUUCGAUGAUGCUACGAUAAAUGAGAGAUACAGUGGCGAGGUUGGCGAGGAGUGGAAAGCGAGAUUGACCGCCAAAGUGGAAGGUAGAGAGUAUGUGCCCGGUGAGGAGAAGAAGAAUAGUAAUAUUUCGAGGACCAGCACCCCUACUACCUUGGGGGAUAGCAGAGCGGAUCAGACAAGGGGGAUAUCACCUGCGGGGGUGAGGAAUAUUAGGCCUAGCAAACAACAAAACGAGGAAUAUUUUGCUAGGCUAGGUGGAGAGAAUGCUACUCGGUCCGAAAGCUUGCCUCCAUCGCAAGGGGGGAGAUUCACCGGGUUUGGAGGCGGGAUGCCUGCGUCGAGACAGACUUCUCAGCUAAAUGACACGAUGCCGGGAAUCAACGACUUCCAAGCCGACCCCGUUGCGGCAUUGACGAAAGGAUUCGGGUGGUUUACAACUACGAUCGGCAAGGGCGCGAAGACUGUGAACGAUACCUACUUGCAACCGGCCGCUAAAUCGCUUUCUGAAUCCGACUUCGCCGCUCAAGCACGUCUAGCUGCAGCGGAGGUAUCUCGAAACGCCACGACCUCAUUCAAUCGCUUCGUUGAGGGCGCGGAUGGCCACGACAGGUCCGCAUCCGCACCUAGGCACUUCGAGCCCGAGAGAAAAGAUUUUUGGGAUGAUUUUGCUACUCUCGGGGAAGAGAGGAGCAGGGGAUCAAGCGCUACGACUCCCGCAAAAUCUGGGGCAAUCGGAACAGCAGCUAUGAAAAAGAACCCUCAGACCGGCGGUUCAGGCGCGAGUGCUGGGGCUGGCUCCGCAGGCAAGGGUAAAGAUGAUUGGGAUAAUAGCUGGUAG
This is a messenger RNA of Uncinocarpus reesii 1704, 1134 nucleotides long. RefSeq lists its product as uncharacterized. Gene Ontology annotation, biological process: regulation of ARF protein signal transduction; regulation of endocytosis. The record is from RefSeq and is a predicted model, not a curated record. NCBI's taxonomy places the organism in Eukaryota, Fungi, Ascomycota, Eurotiomycetes, Onygenales, Onygenaceae. Gene Ontology annotation, cellular component: Golgi membrane. The transcript has 4 exons. Gene Ontology annotation, molecular function: GTPase activator activity. The coding region runs from base 1 to 1134 and encodes 377 amino acids.